ACACAUAGCCACACAGAGAGGAGCUCGUAAAAAUAUAUCGGACAUGUUGGCAUUGCUGGCCCUCUGAUGGUAGCUUUCUCCAAUUUUUUCUUGCACUAUCCGUCCCUUUUUCCGUUUCUGCGCUGGACGUAGCGAAUGAGUUGCGUCUUUUUUACGUUCAAUUUCAUUGCAAAUUCGCUCGUGAAGAAGGAAGAGAGCCAUGAGCGGUCCCUUAUCCAGGGGACGAUGAUACAAUAGUCUCUCAACGACCUCGGAGACCUUAUCGUUGCCCGUUGCUGACCAUGGAUUCGCGCAACGAGGUCUCGGUGACCAAUAAUGCCGCCCUCGCUUCCUUCACCGUCGUGAAGGAAGAAGUUUCGGAGCAAGCGAUACCAACGGCUACUAACGCGAAGCAACAGGCACAGCUGCCAGCGGGAUACGCGAUGAGCACCGACAGCAAUACCGAGGAGGACGAGGAGGCCGAAUGCACAACGGAGCAGGGCCAAGAAUCAGAGAUCAAGAGCAGUUUGUCAAAGUGCGCACUCUGCUGCAAAGCCUUCGUCAUCGAGGACAAUCCGAAACUCCUCGAGUGUCUUCACGCGGCCUGCUCCACUUGUAUCAACAGCAAACUCAACGAACAACACAGUACCUCGGUCGAUGCUGAGAUUCUGCCUGAAACCAAUGUUAUUGUAUGCCAACUUUGCAAUGUUAUCAGCCAGUCGGAGAAUUUAAUUGAAAAUCGUUUUUUUUCUAAAUUUUGGGAAGAUGAUAUGAAUGCUUCUUGUGAUGAUGAAUCUAAGGAUGUUGAAGAAGAAAAGAAAUGUACAAAUUGUACUGAAAAUGCAAUUGCAACAAGUUGGUGCGUGGAAUGCGAAGAGCUAAUCUGUCAAAAUUGUGUUAUGGCACAUCAGAGGUUGAAAAUAACCAAGGAUCACACGAUAAAGCCUAAAGAGGAGAUUACUAACGAUACAGAAAAUGUCAAAAAAGGAGAAAAGAAGUUGCCAGUUUAUUUGUUUUGUACGCUUCAUCCACACGAACAAUUGUCUUUAUUUUGUCAAACUUGUGAUCGAUUAACAUGCAGAGACUGUCAACUUACAGAGCAUAGAGAACAUAAAUAUAAAUUUAUACAUGAAAUAGCUGCAGAAACUCGUACCUCUGUGAAAACAUUAUUGAAUGAAGUUAGUUAUAAGAGGGAACUAUUGAAAAGUGCGAUGAAAGUUAUCGAGGAUCGUCAAGUAUUAAUAUCUGAGAAAAAGAAAAGCCUUGUACAAGAAAUAACGCAAAUGGUUGUGCAAUUGACAAACGCAAUAAGUUCCAGAGGAAAGCAAUUAGUAAUGCGCUUAAGUGAAGUUUGUGAUCAAAAACAAAAUACUCUAAACGAGAAAAAAGUAGCCUUAGAUCAACUAUCUAAAUUGACCGAUCAUUGCAUAGACUUUGUUAAUUAUGCGCUUGACAAAGGCACUGAUAUGGAAUUACUUUAUAGUAAAAAGUCAGUUACAAAUCAUUUGCAACGAAUAAAAAGCAGAAGAGCGGAUAUUCCAAAUCCCGAAAUACCUGUUAGAAUACAUUUAUCUAUGGAAAAAGUGCAAGAUUUAAUUAAAGUUAUAACGUCAAUUGGGGCAAUAGUUGUCGACGGUAGAGUCUAUCCUUCGGUUACUCCUCCUACGGAACCAAGUGCACCUACGACACCCUUAAGCGAGCCAAUGGAACAAAAGCAGUUAAAUACAUGUGCAAUGAAUAUAGGCAUGGAAAAUUCAUCUGCGACACAAGCUCCGAGCAAUAUCCCACAUAAUGCAUACAUCAAUCAGCCUAUGAACAUUCCCAUUACAUCUCAUCAACAAUUAACAAUGCAAACUCAACAACACAUAGCGAGUCAACAACAAAUGCAGGCUCAAACUCAAAAUUAUAUGCAACAUUAUAAUGCACAUAAUUUGCAACAGCGUUCGUCACCUCAGAAUCAGAGGAUAGCUACAUUUAAUGUUAAUUACAACGGACAUAUGCAGCAACAGCAACAAAUGAUGAUGGCUCAGCGUCCAGGACUUGGAAAUUGUCACCAACAGGUAACUUCGUCGACGCAUCCGCAUCAGCAGCAGUUACACGUACCUGUCCCCGAUCCCCAUCUAAAUCAAAACGCCAGUCUUCGCGGCUUACUCGCCCAUAAUCCACCUGCAUAUAGACCCUCUGCCAAUGCAGUGCAGUAUAGAUUUCCCCCCAGAUAUCGAUACCCCAUAAACAACCCCCAGAGACCUAUAGGUCCGCUUCAGAACUACCAAGGCAGUACUUCGCUGCUCACUGGAAUGCAAAUUCGUCAGCCGAGUCAGUCUACUCAGCAAAUGCUCAACGUUUAUCAGCAGCAACAGCAACAGCAACAGCAGCAGCAACAACAACAGCAACAGCAACAACAACAACAGCAGCAGCAACAUCAGCAUCAGCAUCAGCAGCAGCAACAACAAGUGCAAGCUAUGCAAUCCGCCCGUUGGCAUAUUCCGCAAAAUGUGAACACUUCCGUACCACCGUCUUACACAUCUAGAAGCCCAAUGCAACAUCAAUCCACGUCCAAUGUACCUGUCAACGACACAUAUAAGAUCACAUUAAAGAAUCAGUCCGCCGUGACUAUAGCGUCCCAUACGAAAAGUAACAACAAUACAGCGAGUCCGCCAGUGAGCAGUGAUGCCCCGUCGUCGAUUUCUCAAAAUUCCACGUCUGUCAGUCACACGGUUAGCUCGUCAAUGCCGAAAACACCGAGUCCCGCACCCCAUGAAAAGACGGACGAAACGCAAAAGAGCCUUGACAAAUUUUGUCAAAAAUCAUUAAAUGAUUUGAUGCUCACGAUCGCCAAAUUGGAUAGUAAUGGCAUUAUGGUUAUUCCGGAGACUCAAAAAAAUCAACUGGACUCAGCUCAAGUUGAUAGUUCAACGGAUGAAGGGAUCCAUGCUAUGACCGACAAUUCUUCCGCAACAUCCAUGACAAAAGAUGAUCCGAACGAAGACUGGUGUGCAGUAUGUAUGGAUGGAGGUGACGCUGUGCUUUGUUGUGAUAAGUGUCCAAAGGUCUUCCAUUUAUAUUGUCAUAUACCGAAUUUAAAAUCAUUUCCACAUGAAAGUGAAACAUGGCAGUGCAUGCUUUGCACUAAUGUACUUGAUUGUUCGGAGGACCCUCCCGGGGAAAAGAGGUCAAACCAAUUAAGCGCCCGUGAUUUAAGAAUAGCUCAGCGAAUAGUUUUAGAAUUAUAUUGCCAAUACGAACAAAGUUUACCUUUCAGAGAAGUUGUAUCACCAGAGAUUGUUGAAUAUCAUCGAAUUAUAAAAAAGCCCAUUGCUUUAGAUAUUAUAAAAGACAAGCUUAAACUCGAAAAUGAAAGUCAUUAUGUAGACUUAAAACAAGUGAUGGCUGAUAUCAGACUAAUGUUUAAAAAUGCGUUCAUUUAUAAUCCCGUGGACUCGCAGGUAUAUCAGGAAGCAAGAAGUUUAGAAGAUUUUUUCGAAAAGUUAUUAUUGAAAUGGGCCCCAAGUUACGCGUACGAUGAUCCGUUCCUCGUCGCAGAAGGCGAAGAAGAUGAAGAUGUGUUUCCACCGAAUAGGAAAUACAGACGUGUUGUUAACGAUUAGCACUUGAUAAAGUGCAGUUAAAUAAUUUUGUAAUAUAGAAUUGUUAAAAUAAUUUUUCAUAUUGACUUUGGGUAAACGCAAUUGUUAACAAUUACGUAUACAAUGUAUACGUAUAGAAAUGAUAAAAUUCUUUAUUUUCGAUGAAUAAAAACCGUUAUAUCGCUUUUACCGACUAUUGAUUCGCGUAAUUAUAACAAAUGCGUUUGCUGAAUAACGACCAUUUACAUUGAAUAAAAUUAUGAUAACGAAUGAUACAUAUUUCACAAGAAUCUUGCAUGCUUUAUUAAGAUUUGUAAGAACGAUUACAGAAUUUAAAAAUGCGUCAGAACCAAUUUACAAUUACGACAUACGAUGAUUCUUAAACUUCUAGAAUUCAUAAUCCUCCACACUUUUAAAAGUCGUACAUUUUAUUUUUAACCUACACAAGCUGGCCUUGAAUUUUUAUUAAAACAUGCGGUGUUUAUG
Molecule: messenger RNA, 4052 nt
Organism: Ceratosolen solmsi marchali
Lineage: Eukaryota; Metazoa; Arthropoda; Insecta; Hymenoptera; Agaonidae
Product: E3 ubiquitin-protein ligase TRIM33
Cellular component (GO): chromatin
Molecular function (GO): protein binding; zinc ion binding
Source: RefSeq, a predicted model, not a curated record